GCAUUAUCUUUCUUUGAUGAUUCUAUACCACUAGAGGUAAAGCGUCAGAUGGUAAAAGCCUUAAAAAAAAAAGCGACAAAAUAUCCGGCCAAACGAUUGAUAAUUAAACCAAACCAAAUAGAUGAUAAAUUUAUUGAAAAAAAUAUUGACGCAUUUAUAACAGAAGAAAGCUUAAAACUAUUUUCCCGAUUUAACAUUGAUGACGGAUUCUUAAAACAUGAUCCGACUUUUUGGGAAUCUAGUGAAAGUUACAUAAAUGGUAAAAAAAUUAUUAAUUCAUUAAAAAUAGUUAACGAUACUGCAGAGAGAGCCGUGAAGUUGAUGGAAGAAUACAAUUCUACACUCACAUUAGAUGAAGAACAAAAACAAUUUAUACUAAAAUGUGUACAAGAACAUCGGAAAAUUUAUCCAGAUUGUAAAAAAAGCACCUUACAACAACAAUAUUAAUUUUCAUUAUUCUAUAGAAUUUUUUUUUAUGAUAAAAAUAUUUCAUUUUUUUAAUAUAUAUUAUAAAACAUUAACAUAAUUAUUAAUUAUUCUAUAACAUUGUUUAUUAUAAUUAAUCGUUACUAUGUUGCUCGUAUUUCCAAAGAUAUCGUGUUUUUUUAGAGUCAAAUCAAUAUAAUUCACGAACCAUUAGAGAUAUGAAAAAAUGUAAUAAAAUAAAAGUUAUAGCAAAUUUAAUUUACUUUAAAAUAUGUAGUAUUAAAAAUAUCAAUAUUUC
This is a messenger RNA of Metopolophium dirhodum (rose-grain aphid), 724 nucleotides long. RefSeq lists its product as uncharacterized. Lineage: Eukaryota; Metazoa; Arthropoda; Insecta; Hemiptera; Aphididae. The record is from RefSeq and is a predicted model, not a curated record. The transcript has 2 exons. Bases 49 to 447 code for a protein of 132 amino acids.